AUGCAACUCGAUAACGUUCUAUAUGACGUGCAGGGCCCUAUGGCUCUGAUCACAAUCAAUCGUGCCGAAAAACACAAUGCUAUUUCUUUAGCGACCCUGGACGACCUGCAUACAGCGGUUGAUGCAGCAGCGGAUGAUGAUGCCGUACGUGUGAUCACGAUUACUGGUGCAGGCGGCAAAGCGUUUGCUGCAGGUUCUGAUCUUUCUGAGGUCAUUCACAGAGAUUUUAAAAAGGCCCUUGAACCUAUUGUUCAAGGCCUGGCGGAUAAGCUGGAGCGUACGCCCAAACCUACCAUCGCUGCCAUUGAUGGCAUCUGUAUGGGUGGUGGGCUGGAAGUAGCGCUAGGUUGUGACCUGCGGGUAGCAACGCCACAGUCGCGCUUUGCAACACCUGAAGGCAAGCUCGGUAUUAUUCCCGGUGGCGGAGCGACUGCACGUCUGCCUCGCAUUGUCGGGCGUGGCUGGGGUAUGGAAAUGUUGCUGAUGGGUGAACCCAUCGGGGCUGAGCGGGCCCUGGCGAUAGGUCUCGUGACCCGCCUGGUUGAAUCGGAUGAACUGCUCGCGGAAACCCGUCGUAUGGCUGAUCACCUUGCAGGAUUUGCGCCGUUUGUGCCACGCACGAUGAAAGCUAUGGUGCACUUUGGCAUGGAAGCGAGCCUCGCGGGCGCGCUGAUGUUCGAGAAAUACGCGCAAGGCGCACUGGUGCAGACUGAAGACAAAGUUGAAGGCAUCAAUGCGUUUUUGGAAAAACGCGACCCCGAAUUCAAAGGCCGCUAA
Molecule: messenger RNA, 777 nt
Organism: Symbiodinium necroappetens
Lineage: Eukaryota; Dinophyceae; Suessiales; Symbiodiniaceae
Source: the annotation of a GenBank genome assembly